AUGCGUCUCGACUACGGUGCCAUUCUAUUCGCGCUCGCUACCACUGCUGCGGCCGCACCAAUGACUGGCCACGACAAUGAUCAGGGCGGGGUUCAGCACGAAAAGCGCUUCAAAUUAAUCGGCCCCAAGAACCCUCUCUACACGCCGGACGGAGAGAGGACUGGGACGUACCUGCCCCCACUCAACUCACACCACCUUGUCACCUACCGGAUUGCAUCCGAUCAAGCUAACAGUCAGGAUGGCAUUGGUCCUCUUAUGGAUCUGACGGAUCGCCCGCACGAUCGCCUGCCCCCGGCUUCGGGCGACCGCCAGCACGGAAAGCGCACGUAUCUUGUCCCCGAGGUCCAGACUUACCGCCUUGACCAUGGUCGUCUCAUCAUGGACGAGGCACACCGAGUCUAUGACCCCAAGGACGGGAAGAGUGUCCCCAUCAAUGAGCGCUCUUACCUCGUCCCCGACCAGACUCAGGGCACCUACCGCCUCGAGAACGGCAAGCUCAUCAAGGACGAGGCACACCGUGUCCCCGACCCCCAGCCUGUAGAUGGCGACGCCGACGCGCACGCGAAGGAUGCGAUGCGUGAGAUCAUGGGAAUCAUGGACAAGCACGGAAAGCGACUCCUUAUGCCUGACUUAAGGGGUCCCGGCCUUCCCAUAUACGACGGGCCCAACCAUCACGUAGGGUACAAGCCUAAGCCCAAGGGGCAGCCGCAGCCUAAGCCCAAGGGGAAGCCGAAGCCGAAGCCGGUGUCGGGUCCCUUCCUCACCUGGAACAAGCACGAGGAGCGUUCAUACCUUGUGCCUGAGGUUCAGACCUACCGUCUCGACCACGGCCGCCUGAUCAUGGACGAGGCACACCGCGUUCACAACAACCCCGACCCCGUUGACAACCCGUACAACAUGACGGUCAAGCCGCUCCCUCACCACAAGCGCGAGAGCGACGUACAGCUCAUGGACCGCACAUUUUUUGACCCUUUGGCCCGAUGGUGGAGAUUUGGCUCCUUGCGCGACAAGCUCGCGCAGCAUAAUCAGGAGAAAAAGAACGUCAAGCGCGAGGCCAACGAGCAGCUCGAGGAGCGCAAGCUCCACUCCAGAUUCGCGCUUCUCCCUGAUAUUCCUCUCGAGCACGAGGUAAAUCCUGCUUGGCAACGAAUCCCUGCGCAGGAGAGCGGCAACCAACGCCAUCCUAAAUUCGACUUUGGCCAGAUCCAGAUGCUGCGGCGGCACGAGGGGCGCGCCCAAAUCCAUGGCACCUACGGCAUCUCCGACGAGGCGGUUGAGAGUCCUCGCCUCCGCACAGCGCCCCUCGGCCAGCUGAAGCAUCACCACGACGACGACAAGACUGCUCUUGAGGAGCGCACGUACCUGAUUCCCGGCGUCCGCACCUAUCGACUGGACCACGGGCGGCUGAUUAUGGACGAGGCGCACAGGGUUCCUGACUCGACUCCUUCUCUGCCCCAGAAUCAGAAGCGCUCUAACGACGACUACGGCAUUGAGGCCCGGCGACUUGCACCGUGGUUGCAGGAACAGAUCAUUGCACGAGCUCGAGAGCAGCUCCUUAGGGACCAAGGUGCUCGACACACUCAGCAUGGUAUCCCGGACAAGUUCGACACGUACUGGAAGAAGGGGAAGCGCGAUGGUGGCCUCUCGCAGGACGAGCUGGAGACGCUGAGCAAUGAGCUCGAGUCUCAGCUGGCAAAGCGUCUCAUGUUAACGCCCACAAGGCGGCCCCGACCCCGACCCCUUUCCGGGUGGCCUAACCAUGGUCCCAAGCACCCCAAGCUUCCGGUGAGAAACAUCUGGCUUCCGAAGAGCCCUCGUCUGCUCCUUGUUCACGAAAAUGAGCGUAAAACUGAUAUUCAGAAAUCUUCCCAUCACACUCCCUUUCCUUUUCAGGCCAUCAAAGGGAAGCGCGAUGGGGGCCUCUCGCAGGGUGAGGAGGAGGAGCUGAACAGUGAGAUUGAGGCUCUGGAGGCGAGACGCUUUAGGCACCUCGACCUUUCCUUCCCAAGUGGCCCUCCGUAUGGAGUUCCUGGCUCUGUCCCAGGUGCUGAGGGUACUCCUCACUCGGAUUCUCACAACGGCGGAAAACGCCCCUGGGGACUUUCCCCUGCCGUGAUGGUGAAGAGAGACGACACUGCUAGGGUCAAUUCUGCGAUCGACGAGUGGGCAGAAAGUGCACACACUAAUCCGACGGCCUGGGCGGACAACGCUGAGAAAGUACUCAAAGCAGCCUUUCCAGGCAUAAGGAUCUCUAGGACGGACAAGCCGAAGGACAAGCGGGAAAAUGGCGUGCCGAAGGCCACGGCCCCGAGGCCCCCGAAACGCAUAUUAAGCCCCGAGGAGUGUCGUAUUCGGCAGCAGCAGGACGAGGAGAUGCGGGCAAAGCAUCGUUAUGUUAAGUUGCCGAGGCUUCCCUCAGAGUGUGGGUUCCUCUACAAGCGCGACGAGGACACAGCAGACUCAACCGCAGAGGCGGGACCGAAGGAUGGUUCCGAGCGCAAUAGCUCCCCGGAGACUGCCGAGACCUCCGAGAACGACCAUGAGGGCUCCACUGGCAGCACCGACUCUGCCUCCGGUGACGACUCCGCUGCCGUCUACGCCUCCGACUCCGGCUCGAGCUCCGUUACUGGAUCUCCUCUCCCGACCUCCACGAGCUCCCUGGCUUCCCGCCCUGCAACCACCGACGACGCAACCAAGAAGGCUAUCGAUGCCGUUUGCGCUCUCGUGAAGUCUCUCUCCAGCGGCAGUCAGAGUAACGGUCAGAUCAAGGGUCUCGCAUCGCUCUGCGAGAAGCUCCAGGAUGGCUCCGCCAGUACGACCUCGACGGGCUCGGCCUCCUCUCACAUCACCUCCUCGGCCGAGUCUGGCUCCGACAGCACCUCCACCUCGUCGGGUUUCGACGGUUCCUCCACUUCUGGCGCCUCCUCGGCCUCUGGUAGCACUUCGGGAUCCUCGAGUGCCUCGGACUCCUCGAGCACCUCCACCGCAGACGAUGCCUCGCAUACCGACGAGGAGUAG
Trichosporon asahii var. asahii CBS 2479 is the source of this 3018-nucleotide messenger RNA. RefSeq lists its product as uncharacterized. The transcript is spliced from 4 exons. The record is from RefSeq and is a predicted model, not a curated record. The coding region runs from base 1 to 3018 and encodes 1005 amino acids. Lineage: Eukaryota; Fungi; Basidiomycota; Tremellomycetes; Trichosporonales; Trichosporonaceae.